AGCAGUUUUUACUUAGAAAAUGUUAAAAAAUUUAAUAAAAAAUAUAUUUAUAAGUGGAAAAAGCAGCUUCCAAUAAAUAUAUAAAAAUAAUAGAAUACAAUAUAAUUUCUGUCAAGCAACAACUACAAUGAACUAGUAGUAAAAAAGUGUACUUCCAAAGUAUUAUGCUAAUGUGAAUGAAUUCAUGCCAAAGGAUUAUUCAAAUUACGAAGACUAUGAAAACGAAUGGGGAAAUCAAGACGAUUAUGAAGUAAUCCGCAAAUUAGGAAGAGGUAAAUACUCUGAAGUCUUUGAUGGAAUUAGCGUUGUAACAAAGAAAAGAGUAGUUAUUAAGGUCCUCAAGCCAGUUAAAAAGCGCAAAAUUAAAAGAGAAAUCAAGAUUUUAUAGAUUUUGAAGGGAGGUCCAAAUAUUGUUGAAUUGUUAGACGUAGUUCGUGACCCUGCCUCAAAAACUCCUUCACUUAUCUUUGAAUAAAUUGAAAAUGUCGACUUUAGAAGCUAGUUCCCAAACUUGACAGACUUAGAAAUUAAAUUCUAUAUGUUCGAAAUUUUGAAAGCAUUAGAUUAUUGUCAUAGCAAAGGUAUUAUGCAUAGAGAUGUUAAGCCAUAGAAUAUAAUUGUAGAUCCCAAAAAUAAAAUUCUCAAAUUAAUUGAUUGGGGUCUAGCUGAAUUCUAUCACCCUGGAACAGAUUAUAAUGUUAGAGUUGCUUCUCGUUAUUUCAAGGGUCCUGAAUUGCUUGUUGAUCAAAAUUACUAUGAUUAUUCACUCGAUAUUUGGAGUACAGGAACUAUGUUUGCAUCUAUGAUUUUCAAGAAAGAGCCUUUCUUCUAAGGUGCAGACAACUAAGACUAAUUAAUAAAAAUUGCUAAAGUUUUAGGUACAGAAGACUUACAUAAAUAUCUUAGAAAAUACGAUUUAACAUUAGAUGUUAGUUAUCAUAAGAUUCUUGGAAGUUACGCUAAGAAGCCUUGGGUCAAAUUCAUUACAGAAGAAAAUAAACAUCUUUGCCAUGAAUAAGCUAUUGAUCUUCUUUCUAAGAUGUUAAUCUAUGAUAAUGCUUUAAGAAUUACACCUAAGGAUGCUAUGGAACACCCUUAUUUUGAUUAAGUUCGUACUCUCACUCCUACUGGUCUUAUUAAUCUAUUAAAACAAUAAUAAAAUCAAUAGUGAUCAUCUAGUUAUCUAAAUAAAGCUCAUAUUUUUUUACCUUACUAUAAUUUACAUAAUAUAAUGAUAUAUCUAUCUAUCAAUCAAUAAAUCAAUCAAUCAUUGCUCUUUUGUAUAUGUUUUCUAAAAGUAUUUCAAAGAGAAUAUAAUAAUUGCAUUUUCGUCAAAUUCCGUUCCUCUUUCAUAAAA
Messenger RNA from Tetrahymena thermophila SB210, 1357 nucleotides. Its product is annotated as casein kinase II alpha subunit. Gene Ontology annotation, molecular function: ATP binding; protein serine/threonine kinase activity. The transcript is spliced from 8 exons. Gene Ontology annotation, cellular component: protein kinase CK2 complex; cytosol; nucleus. Gene Ontology annotation, biological process: protein phosphorylation. The record is from RefSeq and is a predicted model, not a curated record. NCBI's taxonomy places the organism in Eukaryota, Ciliophora, Oligohymenophorea, Hymenostomatida, Tetrahymenidae.